Molecule: messenger RNA, 396 nt
Organism: Papaver somniferum (opium poppy)
Lineage: Eukaryota; Viridiplantae; Streptophyta; Magnoliopsida; Ranunculales; Papaveraceae
Exons: 1
Coding region: 1-396 (131 amino acids)
Source: RefSeq, a predicted model, not a curated record
AUGGGUAUUAUAGAUAAUUUUGGUAAACUCUCUGGCCAAAUGAUUAAUUUCUUGAAAUCAGCAGCUUUUAUAGCAGGAGAUAUUUCAGAUGAGAGAAAACAUUAUAUAAAGAACAAAUUAGGAGUUAAGGAGCUAUGUACUUCUGAUAAGUAUCUUGGUCUCCCAAUUCUUCCUGGUAAGUCUAAAGCCAGCCCUUUUGAAAGUCUGUCUGAUGCUUUCGCAAAUAGAUUACAAGGUUGGAAUUCCAAAACCUUAAAUCAAGCGGCAAGAACCACAUUGGUUAAGGCUGUCCUCAAUACUAUUCCAGCACAUUAUAUGGGUAAUUUUAGAAUAACACAAGCAUUCAAAGAAGAUUCUGGUGGGGACAUAAAUCCAACAGAGGAAUUAGCUUCAUGA